Plasmodium reichenowi is the source of this 4655-nucleotide messenger RNA. RefSeq lists its product as hypothetical. NCBI's taxonomy places the organism in Eukaryota, Apicomplexa, Aconoidasida, Haemosporida, Plasmodiidae. The transcript has a single exon. The record is from RefSeq and is a predicted model, not a curated record. The annotation marks the transcript as partial.
AUGUCGAAAAAAAAAGACGCAAAAUUUUCAAAAAGUUGUAAAAGGGAAAAAUCAACAAAAUGGAAAUAUAUAUGCCAAAAAAAAAGUAUUUAUAAAAAACGUUUCAAUUCAAGAAAUAAAAUAUUGUUUGUACAAGGAGAAAAUUAUAAAUUUAAAAAUAUUCAUUUUAAAGGGAAUAAAAGAAGAAUAAUGAAUAUUAUCAAUAUUUUCCAAAUAUGUAAUUUAAAAAAGAAUAAUGAAAAUAAUAAAAAAAAUACAAAACUGUUUAAUACAUAUAAGGAUAAUAUAAAAAAUGUGUUUACACAUAAUGAUAAUAAAAUAAAUUUUGAUAAAAUAGAGAAAAAUAUUAUGUGGAAAAAAUUGUUAAUAGAUAUGAUAUGUUUUAAUAAUAAUUUAAAUGUACCCUAUAAUGAAUCUAAAUAUUAUAGUGAUUCAACAUCAGCAUCAUCCAAAAAUUUUGAUAAUCAUAUGAAUGAAAAAAAUAUUAAAAUGUAUUACAAAGGAGGGGGAAAAAAAAAAUGUAACCCAAUAAAUAAAAAAGGAAACAACUUUGAUUAUAUAAAUAAAAUAAAUUAUAGUGUAAAUAUUGAGUUACAUUCUUUAUUUACCUAUGUUCGUACUAAAUUAAAAAAAAAAAAUAAGGAUUCUUUUAAAAAUACAAAUGUGUUAAAUAAAAUGUCCUUGUAUGAUAAUGAUCUUAUUAACAAUCGUUAUAAUAAAGAACAAUAUGCAAAGUUGAACAACCAAUAUAUUCCUGAAAAUAAGGAAAAAAUAUUAAAUGAUAUAAAGACAAAGCCUAAUAUGGCUCCACCUCCUAAUAGAAGAAAAUCUAUUAUUGGUGGGGUUAGGGAAAAUAUGGACAUGUAUGAUAAUAAUUAUAAUAACGCAUAUAAUAAUAAUAAUUAUAAUGACCCAUAUAAUAAUAAUAAUUAUAAUAACGCAUAUAAUAAUAAUAAUUAUAAUAACGCAUAUAAUAAUAAUAAUUAUAAUGACCCAUAUAAUAAUAAUAAUUAUAAUGACCCAUAUAAUAAUAAUAAUUAUUAUAAUGACCCAUAUAAUAAUAAUAAUUAUAAUGACCCAUAUAAUAAUAAUAAUUAUAAUGACCCAUAUAAUAAUAAUUCAAAUGAACCAUACAAUAAUAAAUUCAGACCUAUGGUUAAGAGCGAAUCGAAUCAUAUAAAGAAUAACGUUCAAAGAGAAGCAAAUGUUCAUACAGAAGAAAGUGUAGAAAAGAAUAAAAAGAAACAAAGUAACAAUAAAGAUGAGAAUAAGGUUUCAAAAGAACAAGAACAAAUGAACAAUAACGAAAGUGAAGGUAUUGAUGAAGAUUUAUUCUCAGAUGAAUUUGAUAUGGAUGAUUAUGAUAGUGAUGGAAACAAAAAAGAAAAACCUUAUUAUACUGAUCGUUGUAUAUUAGAUAGGAGUACUAAAAGAGUAUCUAUAUUAGACAAAUUAAAUUUAGGGUUAAAAAAUAAAAGAAAUGAUAAAAAUAAAAAUGAUGAAAAUAUAUCAAAUAAGGAUAUAUUAACAAAAAAAAGUGAUGAUAAUGCUUUCAAAUUAAAAAAAUAUGAGUCUAAAAAAUAUGUUGAUGAUACAAAUGAGGAUAAUAAUACAGAUGAUGAAAGUUAUGAUAAAAAUAAGAAAAUGAAAAAUAUAAAAAAUGUUAAAGAUAUAAAAGAUAUAAGAAAUUAUCACAAAAUGAACUCUUUAAUGAGAAAUGAAAAUAAAAUGCCUCCACCAAAAAAGAUAGUCCAAGAUAAAGGUCAAACAAAAAAAGUAGAUGAAAUGAACACGUCGAAGAAAGAGGGAAUAAAAGAUAUGAAAGGAAAUGUAUAUAAUAAUAAAAAAGAUUCACGUAUGAAAAGUAAAAUGAAUUACCCACCCAAACAUGAUAUGAACAAUCCAAUGGAUUGUGAUGUAAAUAAUAAUAUGAAUUAUGAUAUAAAUAAUAAUAUGAAUUAUGAUGUAAAUAAUACUAUGAAUUAUGAUAUAAAUAAUACUAUGAAUUAUGGUAUAAAUAAUAAUAUGAAUUAUGAUAUAAACAAUCCAAUGAAUUAUAAUAUAAACAAUCCAAUGUAUUAUGAUAUAAAUAAUCCAAUGUAUUAUGAUAUAAAUAAUCCUAUAAAUUAUCAUAUGAACAAUACAAAUAUUUCCAACAUAAAUAACCCCAUUAAUUAUCAGAUGAAUAUUCCAUUGAAUUAUCAAAUGAUACCUAAUAAUAAUAUUCAUAAUAUUAAUAAUAAUAUUCAUAAUAAUAAUAAUAUUAAUAAUUCUAUAUAUUUUCAAACUAAUAAUAAAUCAAUAAAUUACAAUGGUAUUAAUAACUUUCCAUGUAAUGAUAUAAAUAAUAUAAGCUAUCCUGAACAAAAGAAUAAUAUAAAUAAUAUGCAUAUAAAUAGUUCUAAUAAAUUGAUUGAAGGAAGUUAUAAUGAUAUGAACAGAAUAAAUUCCAAUAAUAAAAAUUUAAUUUUAUAUAACAAAGGGAAUGAAAAAUAUGAUGAAGAUUUUACUUUGAAUUAUAUUCUGCAGAAAUACGAUGAUGACGAUCAAUUUUUUUGUAGCAAUAUUUAUACUCAAAUAAAUGAAGAAGACAAAAAAGAUGAAUUAAAAAAAUAUACAGAAGGAAUGAAUAGGUUAGUAGAACAAAUGUACUUUUAUGAUAAUUUUAAUGAUGAAUAUAAAGUAACUAAAGAAAAUAAAAAAGAGACAACUGAAUCGUUUGAUAUUAUAGAUACAUCAUUGAAUAUACAUGUUGUUGAUGCUAAUGAAGAUAAUAUAACAGAUGUAAACAAAGACAAUCAGGAAAUUAUUUCAAAAAUGGAAUUAAAGAUAAAAGAGUUGGAGAAAGCUAUUGAUGAAAUGAAAAAGAAGGAUAAGGUAGAUAGCAGCCAUCAUGAAAAAAAGAAAAAAACAAAAAAGAAGAAAAAAACUAAUAAUGGAAGAAGUUGUAGUUCUAGCGAUGUAUCUUCAUCUAAUAAAGAAGAAGAAGAAGAAGAAGAAGAAGAAAGUAAUACGAAACAUUCAAUGUUAAAUAAAUUGAAAAAGGAUAUUGAAGAAAUGAAAAAGAAUAUGAAAAGGGAAGAAGAAAAUAGGAGAAUAGAAAAAAGAGGAAUAAAAAAAAAAAUGAAGGAAAUGAAAGGAGAUAUAAAAAAGGAAGAAAAUGAUAAAAUAGAUGAUAAUGUAAAAAGUGUACAAGAGGAAGAAAAAAACAAAACAAAAGAAAAGAAAGAAAAUGAUGAAGAAUUAGAUAAUGAAUAUGCUUAUAAAUUUAAUAUAGAUGAUAUAAUAAAUACAGAACAAUUAAAUAAUAUAAAAAAUGGUAUAUUAGAUAAUGUAUAUUAUUAUAUAUAUGAAUCAUAUGAUCAAAGAGAUUAUGACAUUCUCGAAAAUUUAGCAAAAAAACACGAAAUAAAAGGAAGAAAAAUAUCUUAUAAUAUAAAUUUACCAAAAUAUAAUUUUAAUGCAAAAAGAACUUCAAGCGCUUGGUUUUUAAAUCCAGCUUAUGAAAAUUAUAUGCUCGAAGAAAAAAAAAAAAAGCGAAUGAGUCUUGAAGAAAAUAAAAUGAUUUCAUCUUGUAGUUUUGAACAUGUUCAAUUUUUAUUUAAUGAAAAUGAAAUGGUAGAUGGAAGUAUAAUUAAAAAUGGGGAUGACGAUAACAAAAGUGUGGGGAAGAUCUCGGAAAUUAGAGAUAGUGAAUUUUCUUAUGAGAGUUUCAUAAGUGAACAAAAAAAAAAAAUUAAAAAAAAUAAAAUCAAUCUUAUAAAAAUUAAGAAUAAUGUUGUAAGAAAUAAAAGUAAAAGUAUUAUACAAGAUCAUAAUAUAAAGGAGGAUAUAAAAGAAAAUAACAUGGUAGGACAUAAAGAGGAUGAUGACGAGAAAUAUAAGAAAUAUGAAGAUAAAGAAAAAGAUGAUAUAAAUUCAAAACAAAUUCAGAAUUCACAAAUGAGUUCUAAUAACAAUGAUAAUAUUAUUAAUAACAUUUUUGGAACCAUUAAUAAUUAUGUUCAAGAGAAUGGUGUAUUGGAUUUUUAUAAUUCAUCGAAUUUAAUAAUAAAAGAAGAGAAUGAAAAGGGAGAAAAGAAACAAAAAAAAGUCGAAAAAAUAAAUGAAGAUGAAAAUGAUAAUAAAGAUGAAAAUAUAUUAAAAGAUCAAAUUGAAAGGCAAAAAAAAGAAAAAGAAUUGUUAGAAUUAGAAAUAGAAAAUAAAAAAAAGAAAAAAGAAUUAGAAGAAUUAGAAAUAGAAAAUAAAAAAAAGAAAAAAGAAUUAGAAGAAUUAGAAUUACAACUUAUGGAAAAUAAGAAAAAACAAUUUUUAGCUAAUAAGAUAAUAGAUGAUUUACAAAAAGAUAUAAAUUGCACAAAAGAGGGAAAAAAAAAAAAAAAAAAUGAAGCUAAAGAGGAAGAGGAAACAGAAAAAAACAUAAAUGAUCAAAUGGUGAAUGAAAAAGAAAUCGAUGUAAAUUCUAAAAAUGAAAAAGAAAUUGUUCAAGUGCACAAUGAAAUAAAAAAUACAAAUAAUAUAGAAGAAGAAAAAAAAAAAGAAAAUUUAUCAAAGGAAAAAGAAAUCAAUGAUUGCUUAAACGAUUAUAUAAAUAAACAAAAGAAAAAGGAAAAAAAAAAAAAUAAUUGGGCUAUGUAUGGUAGACCUGUAGUUAA